Molecule: messenger RNA, 2753 nt
Organism: Osmerus eperlanus (European smelt)
Lineage: Eukaryota; Metazoa; Chordata; Actinopteri; Osmeriformes; Osmeridae
Gene: znf512
Product: zinc finger protein 512
Exons: 15
Coding region: 31-2412 (793 amino acids)
Molecular function (GO): zinc ion binding
Source: RefSeq, a predicted model, not a curated record
UUGAGUCUCCACUCCAGCCUAACUACAGCCAUGGACCCCGCUUACAUGGGAGGCAUGUCGCCUUCGUACGUUCCCAGGAAGAGGAAGACCGCUCCGCCUCAACAGAGGAGCAGCGUUCCGUAUCCAGUUGUCCAGCGCAUGCCUGAAAGGUCGUUUGAGAUGAGCGUGAUCGGACUUCCCCGGAAUGAUGAGGCUCAAGCACUCGAAGCCCAGAAGAUGAAGCGGACAUACGGGAGGAAAAGGUAUGAAGACCUGCAGAAUGUCACUCCAGGCCCUGUUGGUGUGGGCUAUCCUGUCCCUGACCCUUCCUGUUGCUCUGUGAUGUCAUCCAGCCUGGCCAAUGGGAUGGAGGGGGGGUUUGCCCCGCCCCUGACCAGGAUGCCCCCUAGGCUGGUGGCUAAAGACUGCUGGCCCAGCCCUGGCCUCAGUUCCAGCCUCAGCCUGGGCCCCGGCCCCAUCCCUGUCCCACACCUGGACCAGGGGAGAGACAGAGGGCAAGACCAGGCCUGGAGGAACGAUUUCAUCAUGAAGAAAAUGCCGAGAGUAGAAAUGGAAAGAUCGGCGCCUGUCACUAGCUUCGCUCCUGAAGUGAGACUGAACGUUCCAGCUCCAGUUGCCAGUGGUUACGUCCAGAACAUUCCAGGUGUUGCUGGCUUUUCCCAGAACAGCCUGGUUAGUGGCAGCUUCUCCCAGGCCAGCCCAACACCGUCCCAGUCCUCAGAGGAACCCAAGAACAAGACUCCCAUCUCCUUCUCAACCAAGAAGGAGCCUCCUGUCUACCCUCCAGGCAGCCAGGAGGAGCGCUGGCAGCUGCAGAUCCUGGAUAAAGGCAGGGUGACCUGCCCCAAGUGUAAGAGCGUGAGCAGGAAGACUGUGGAGGGACUGAAGAAGCACAUGGAGUCCUGCCGACUGACCCCCUUCACGUGUCAGCACUGUGGGAAACAGCUCAAGUCUUCCACUGGGAUGAAGUAUCACAUCAUGGCCGACCACAGCAACUUGCCAUCUCCAGGGGAUGGGAUUGCUCUGGACGACCACUCGGUGAAGGAGAAACUGAGGAAGGUUCUGAAGAGGCUCGGACGAUUAAAAUGCUCCAAAGAGGGCUGCAGUGGCAGCUUCACCAGCAUUAUGGGAUACCUGUACCACAUGAAAAAGUGUGGCAAGGAGGAGUCUGAGCUGGAGAAGCUGCUGUUAAACUGCAGUCACUGUGGCAAGGCCUACAAGUCCAAGGCUGGCCUGGAAUACCACCUCAAGUCUGAACACGCUCCGGUGCCCCAGCCAGUGGAGGAGGAGGAGGGGCUGAAGGCCCAGCGGGAGCCCAACGCAGAGUGGAGCCACAGCGGCCGUGUGCAGCGCCAGUCCGCCCAGGUGGCUGUGUUCCACCUGCAGGAGAUCGCCAACGACGAGCUGUCCAAGGACUGGCCCAAGAAGAAGUUCCUCCGAGACCUCGUACCUGACGACCGGAAGCUGAAGUACUCCCGCCCAGGCCUGCCGUCCUUCAGUCAGGAGGUGUUGAGGAAGUGGAAGAACGAGGUGAAGCUGCAGAGGAAGGUUCAGUGCCCCAACCAGGGCUGUGACUGUGUCUACACCAGUGUGUCCGGGCUCAAGGCUCACCUGGGGCUCUGCACCAGGGGCGAUUUUGAGGCAGGGAAGUACCGGUGCCUGAUCUGUAACAAGGAGUUUAACUCUGAGAGUGGCGUUAAGUACCACAUCAACUCUGUGCACUCUCAGGACUGGUUCGUGGUGAACAAGAAAGCGUCCAUUAAAUUUGAGAAGUUUCUGAAGAUGAAACCCAAACACAGUCCUGAUGAAUCCAGCAACCACCACCACCAUCUCCAUCUCCACCAUCUCCACCACCUGGACCUGCUCCACCACCAGCAGCACCAGCACCACCCGGAGAUACACCACCACCAUCAACAGCAUCAACAUCAUCAACAACAGCAUCAUCUCCAGCAGCAGCAUCUCCAGCAGCAGCUGGUGGAGCAGCCACACCACCAGCAGCAGUUCCUGCCCCACCACGAGCACCACCUGCAGUAUCAACACCCCCACCUCCACGACCAGAACCAGCCCCUGCUCCAACAGCUGCAACCCCAGCUCCACCCCCCCCAGCCCCAGCCCCCAGUCCUCCAGUACACCCCCCUGGAGUCCUGGCUGGAGCGCAGGCCCGAACCCCCCCACGCUCAGAGGGAGGCACCGGGGGAGGCGGAGGGGAAGAGGAGGGAGCGGGGGGGAGGCGGGGGGGGAGGGGGGAAGUUCAACGGCGGAGACAGCAGCAGCAGCAGCGUCAGUUCCAGCAGCGAAUCAGAGACUGAGGCGGCCGGCGGACAGAGACAUCACGACCAAUGGGCUCUGAAGAGGCCUGUUGUCAUGGACGCGGGGCCCGAGGUUUCUAAGCGACACAGGAACAACAAUUAAGGACCGUCUGGGAAGAUCCGCUGUGGCAUCCUCUCCCUGCUCUGGAAGGCUGCCCUGCGGCGCACUGGGGCAGGGGGGAUUUGAACCGUGGUGCUGGUGAGAAUGUUCCUGCCGAUGGGGAGGUGAGGGAGACACAGACACAGCUCUGCUCCUCACGGCUCGGGAGGUGAGGGAGACAGCUCUGCUCCUCACGGCACGGGAGGUGAGGGAGACAGCUCUGCUCCUCACGGCUCGGGAGGUGAGGGACACACAGCUCUGCUCCUCACGGCUCGGGAGGUGAGGGAGACAGCUCUACUCCUCACGGCUCGGGAGGUGAGGGAGACAGCUCUGCUCCUCACGGC